This is a messenger RNA of Halteromyces radiatus, 1070 nucleotides long. RefSeq lists its product as uncharacterized. The transcript is spliced from 3 exons. Lineage: Eukaryota; Fungi; Mucoromycota; Mucoromycetes; Mucorales; Cunninghamellaceae. The coding region runs from base 63 to 983 and encodes 306 amino acids. The record is from RefSeq and is a predicted model, not a curated record.
UUUAUCUAUUUUCAUAUCCCCUUCCUUUCCUUUCCUUUCUUUAAUAAAAAGGGGUCAACAUAAUGAUGUUAUUAUCAUCAUCGUUAUCAAAAUUAUCUAUUCUAUUAUUCAUAUGCUUAAUUGUUGUCCAAGCUCAAAAUAAUGGUGAUGAUUCUUUAGAUUCCAUUGAUGCUAUUACUACACCAGAUUUGACAAAUGUAGAAAACGACCCAUCUACACCAAUCGCUACUUCUGAUGAUGAUGUUCCUAUAUCACCGACUACACCAUCUAUUGAACAAUCUACCGAUAUUCCAACCGUUGAUACAACUACUAUGCUACCUACUGAUCAACCCACUGAAACACCCAGUAUGACAUCAAAUAAUAUUGAUCCAACUACAGACAAUAUCGCUACUACUACGACUACUAUUACUAUUAUGACAACAACCACAACAGAGGAUGUACCCACUUCAACUAGUAUAGAAUCUACAUUUACUACUUACACUUCUGAAUUACCAACAGAAACUAAUGAUGCAUCAUCAGCCAUAACUACCAUCACGACAUCUUUUACUCAACAGACACCAAGCAUCACUGACUUUACCAGUAGCUCCAUUAUACCUUCAUCAUCAUCAUUAUCGUCGUCACCCUCAUCCUCAUCACCAUCGUCAUCGUCUUUUCCAUCAGCAUCUGCAAACCAAAAUACUGGUGGAUUAUCAUCAACACAAAAAUCAAUCAUCGGUGGAAUUGUAGGUGGAGUAAUAGGUACAGUCUUAAUUGGUGCAUUUGUAUUUUGGAUGGUUCGACGUACAAGGAAACAACGUGAAGCUGUCGAUUUUGAAGCGUUUAAUCCUCAACAUGAUUAUGAUGACCAUGCAUACAACAACAGCGUCAUCAAUAAUAAUGACAAUCAUUACGAUGGCAAUGUAUCUCGGUGGUCAAGAACUCAACUUCAACCAUCUAUGAUACAACCUUUUUCGUCUGAUCAAGCUCGAUCUCCAUUUUCGUAAUUAGUUUUACUUUAUUCUAUUUUUAUACAAAAUUUUUAUUUUAUUUUAUCAACAUUUGAAAUAAAAGUAUGGAUUUUUGGAUAAUUA